GCGGUGGCCACGGUGCGCACCGACCCCGCGGAUGGUACCAAGUUCGUGCAUCUCAAGAAGAAGUUCCACACAGAGGGCUUCCCUCCUCCGACUGAGGCCUCACUCCCCCGGGACCCACCGCGUAUCGAGGUGACCCAGGAGCCUGAAGUCCCGGACCCUCCAGCCGAGCCGUGCAAGGACAGCCAGCUCCAGGAGGAGGCAGAUCCACAGUUGUCUCUCCAGCUGCGGGACGAAGCGAGCGACCCGGAGCCUCUGCGCCCUGCUCCGAACGGGGCCCAGGGUAAGGAUUCGCCACAGGAGGUCCAGGCCGUGUCUUCUUGGCCGUCAGUCCCCGGGCCCAGCGAGAACCUGAAACUCCCUCCAGGCGGCGGCGGCGGUGGCGGCGAGGAGGCUGAAGGAGCCAGUUCCCUGGGUGGGCCCAGUACGCCGAGAUCGGUCCGUCAGAACUUUCGGGACCUGAUGAUGGGCAGCUCCCCUCAGCUGAUGAGGAGCGUGUGUCCCGGGGACGGAAGCUCUGGGAGCUUCUCCGUAGGGGGUCGCAGCCGAGGAGGGGGCGACUCCGACAGCGCAUCCUUGGCUUCGUCGUCCGCCGAAGAGGAGGGCAGCGGUGGGGGCUCGGUUACGCUGGAUCCACUGGAGCACGCCUGGAUGCUCUCGGCUUCGGAGGGCAAGUGGGACAGCCUAGAAGGGCUGCUCACUUGUGAGCCCGGCCUGCUGUCGAAGCGAGACUUCAUCACUGGCUUCACCUGUCUCCACUGGGCCGCCAAGCACGGCCGGCAGGAGCUCCUGGCCAUGUUGGUCAACUUUGCCAGCAAACACCAACUGCCAGUGAACAUCAACGCCAGGUCGAGCGGAGGCUACACUGCCCUACAUUUGGCCGCCAUGCACGGACAUGUGGAGGUGGUGAAGUUACUAGUGGGGGCCUACGACGCAGAUGUGGACAUCAGGGACUACAGCGGGAAAAAGGCGUCUCAGUACCUGAGUGAAAGCAUCGCGGAGGAGAUAAAGAACCUGGUAGGAGCCAUGGAGGAAGAGGAUGGGGACAGUGCCACGGGCCGCGGGAGUGGGCGCUGGAAACUUUCAAAGGUGCUCCCGUCACACCUCAUCACUUACAAACUCUCACAGGGCGCAGAAGAUGGAGCUGAGCAUCACCAUCACCACGUCGCCGAGGGAUGGACCGGAGGCAAAGCCAAAGAUUCAGGUCGCAAAGCCUUGGGCAGCUCCAGUGGACGGUUAAAGCCACGGCUCAACAAAAUCCGAUUCCGAACCCAGAUCAUUCACACCACUCCCUCAUUCAAGGAUGCUGAACAGACGCUGGAGGAAGAAGAGGAGGAAGAGGAAAGGUCUCUUAAAGGCUACUCGUCUUCCUUCAAACUGAGACCGAAGUCCAAUGUAUUUGGGUAAAAAAAAUAAUAAUAAUAAUUCGUGCUAGAAACGCUAAGGUUUAGUUGUCUUCAAGGUAGGCUAAUACUGGCUGUGGAUGAGAAAAGGCAGGAUAAAUUACGUAUGUAUUUUAACUUGCAGGCUUGGGGUGGAGCUGUAGUAAUCCUUCCAAGAUAGCAUUCUGGGGCAAGAGAACGUCAAAUGAUUCAUUAUACAUUGAUUUGUGCUUCUUUCCGCAUCCCCACCCUUGUAGCCUGGAACUUGAGAGAACUGGAAUUCAUUGAUGACUAAGAACCCCUUUGCUUUAACCAUCAUUAGAUACCUUGCACAGUGUGAACUAUCAAGCCUGAUUUCUAAGUUACUGUUAGGACAUGCAAACUAUAUGUUAAUGCAAAACUGAACCUGGUAAUGCUUGUGAGUGACUACAGGCAGCCCUGAUCUUUCACUCUUCGAACUUGCUCCAUAUGGUGAUAAAGAAGGUCCAGGUCAGAGUUGAAAUGUGAAACUACAAAUGAGAAUUAUGGGAAUCCUGUAGGUAUCUUACUGAUAUUGUAAGUAGCAGUUCCCAUUUUUUUUUAAAGCAAUUUCAAUUUUAACCACUGAACUGAAGAAAUAAGUAGCAUUUGCUUUUGAGUUACUGUAGUCUUGCUUGUGCCUAUUAUAACACUAUUCAGUAUACGGUACAUUACUAAAUCACAAAUUUUUAUUUAAAAAGAAGGACACUUAACCCAUGGUACUUUUUUUUUUUAAUAUGUGUCUUCUUGAUUAUCACUAACUUGUUUUGCUACUCUGAAAUUCUAACCUUUCUGGGAUUUGUACUCUGGGGAUUCUUUUUAAUGAAGCUUAUAAUACUUAGACUGAUUUACAUAUUACUUAACAAACCUUUUCUUGUUUAGAAAAUAGCAAAAAUCAGCAUAAGUAUUAAUACCCUAUGCUUCUGUGAAGUAGUUAUUAAAUCAACUUAAUAUGGUUCUCAUAUAAGAGACAUUUAAUUUUAUUAAUACAUUCAUAGUCUGUAUGCUUCCUGGCAACAUUUUACAAAUUUUUCACUUCUUUCACUUUUUCUACAUUUCUUUGUAUACACUCAAAGAGCUACGGGGUAGUUACUGAAAGGCUAGAUAGUUUGCCCAUUUAAAAAUGGGCAAAUUGGCUGGGCGUUGGUGGCGCACGCCUUUAAUCCCAGCACUUGGGAGGCAGAAGCAGGUGGAUCUCUGUGAAUUCGAGGCCAGCCUGGUCUCCAGAGCGAGUGCCAGAGUAGGCUCCAA
Cricetulus griseus (Chinese hamster) is the source of this 2648-nucleotide messenger RNA. Lineage: Eukaryota; Metazoa; Chordata; Mammalia; Rodentia; Cricetidae. The record is from RefSeq and is a predicted model, not a curated record.